Molecule: messenger RNA, 1355 nt
Organism: Cynara cardunculus var. scolymus (artichoke)
Lineage: Eukaryota; Viridiplantae; Streptophyta; Magnoliopsida; Asterales; Asteraceae
Product: alcohol dehydrogenase 1-like
Biological process (GO): formaldehyde catabolic process
Cellular component (GO): cytosol
Molecular function (GO): zinc ion binding; S-(hydroxymethyl)glutathione dehydrogenase [NAD(P)+] activity
Source: RefSeq, a predicted model, not a curated record
AAACGCAAACCAAUUCUACAUUUGCUUAAAGAUUUCUGUUUCAGCGAUCAAGAAUGUCGACUAAUGUUGGUCAAGUGAUUCGAUGCAAAGCGGCGGUGGCGUGGGAAGCUGGGAAGCCACUGGUGAUUGAAGAAGUGGAGGUGGCGCCACCCCAAAAAAUGGAAGUCCGAAUAAAGAUCCUCUUCACCUCCCUGUGCCACACCGACGUUUACUUCUGGGAAGCCAAGGGUCAGAAUCCUGUGUUUCCUCGAAUUUUAGGUCAUGAGGCUGGAGGGAUUGUGGAGAGUGUUGGGGAAGGAGUGACUGAUCUUCAGCCAGGAGACCAUGUUCUUCCUGUUUUCACCGGAGAAUGCAAAGAAUGUGCUCACUGUAAGUCCGAAGAGAGUAAUAUGUGCGAUCUCCUGAGGAUCAACACCGAUCGGGGAGUCAUGAUUCAUGAUCAGAAGUCUCGGUUUUCGAUCCAAGGAAAACCCAUUUUCCAUUUCGUUGGAACUUCGACCUUUAGCGAAUACACCGUGGUUCAUGUUGGAUGUCUUGCCAAAAUCAACCCUCUUGCUCCUCUCGACAAAGUUUGUGUCCUCAGUUGUGGAAUCUCCACAGGCCUGGGUGCUACUUUGAAUGUUGCAAAACCGAAAAAAGGCUCAUCGGUCGCCAUUUUUGGACUCGGAGCUGUGGGACUUGCUGCUGCUGAAGGUGCAAGAAUUGCUGGUGCUUCAAGGAUCAUUGGGGUUGAUCUCAAUGCCAAUAGAUUUGAGCUUGCAAAGAAAUUCGGGGUAACGGAGUUUGUGAACCCAAAAGACUWCAAGAAACCGGUACAAGAAGUGAUUGCUGAGAUGACGAAUGGAGGUGUUGACAGGAGUGUUGAAUGCACCGGCCAUAUUGAUGCUAUGAUCUCUGCCUUUGAAUGUGUUCAUGAUGGUUGGGGAGUUGCUGUUCUUGUGGGUGUUCCACAUAAAGAUGCCGUUUUCAAGACGAAUCCUGUGAAUCUAUUGAACGAAAGGACUCUGAAGGGUACCUUCUUUGGAAACUACAAACCACGAUCAGACCUUCCAUCUGUGGUCGAAAAGUACAUGAAUAAGGAACUUGAGGUGGAGAAGUUCAUAACACAUGAAGUGCCAUUUUCUGAGAUCAACAAGGCCUUCGAUUUGACNGGUGAAGGUCUUCGUUGCAUCAUUCGCAUGGAUGCAUAGAUACCUUUUCAAAGUGUUGUAAUUCUUGAAAUCUACUUUCCCUUUCUUGAUGUUUCAAUUGAAGUAAUUUUGAUGUAUAAAUGCUUCUGUCAUGAAAUCUCUUUUGGUCCUCCUGCAAUGUACUUUACAAUUGUUUUAGUAAAGUUGUGGUUAUCGUAUUAAAAA